Messenger RNA from Mya arenaria, 1194 nucleotides. Its product is annotated as FMRFamide peptide receptor frpr-18-like. The transcript has a single exon. Gene Ontology annotation, biological process: G protein-coupled receptor signaling pathway. Gene Ontology annotation, molecular function: G protein-coupled receptor activity. Lineage: Eukaryota; Metazoa; Mollusca; Bivalvia; Myida; Myidae. Bases 1 to 1194 code for a protein of 397 amino acids. The record is from RefSeq and is a predicted model, not a curated record. Gene Ontology annotation, cellular component: plasma membrane.
AUGGAUGUCGUUUAUGUAAGCGGCUCUGAGUGUCCACACACGUUUGAUGUUGUCGAAGACCUGGUUGGUAAGAACGUCACUUCAAAGGACGCCCUUUCUUGGCCAUGCGAGCUGCGAGUCUUCUGGGUAGAAAUUUACCCUCUCGUGAAACUAGUCCGGUUUCUACUGUCCUACGGGACCUCUAUCAUUAUCGUCGUUGGUGUGGUCCUCAACAUCUUGUCCUUGGUCGUUCUCACGCAGAAACAUAUGAGGAAAUCGACAUCAAACUUGUACCUUGCGUUCCUGGCCGGAUAUGAUACAUGCUCUCUGACCUUUAAUUUUAUGAUAGGGGUCAUCAGGGGCAAUAGCGAAGCUGCAAACAAGAACUUUCAGGCUAGCGAAGGUCUUUGCACUUUUCAUGGAGUAGUUGUCGAACUUUUUAAUCUACUCUCUGUAUGGAUCAUCGUAGCCUUCACUGUCGAGAGGUUUUGUAUUGUCAAAUUUCCACUGAAAGCAAGAACCUGGUCUCCAAGGAAGACUGUAGUUACUCUGAUAGUUGUUUCCUUCGUCAUGACAUUGGUUUCUCUGCACAAAGUGGCCGUGUCUGGUUUCGAGGGUGACUCCGUAUUUGGAUACAAGGCGUGUAAAACAAGGAGGAAGAUUUUCAAGGAGAUCAUAUACAUGUAUGUUGCUCUCAAUACAUGGCUGCCGACAUUCACAAUCGUCGUGCUCAAUAUGAUCAUUAUACUGGAGCUCAGGAAGAACAGGCUAAAGAGACAACAGAUGACACAAACCUCAAUGAGUAAAACCGACGAAAGGGCAACAAAACUCCUGUUGGCUGUUUCAAGCGCUUAUGUGCUUUUGGUGUUACCACUAGGGAUCGUUCAGUCUAUUGAGCUUGUCUGGAAUGGAACUCAAAACGUACCGCCUGGUCACGAAGAGUACGUUCACUUCAUGGUCACCAAGAUUAAACUGAAAUGGACGAGAGCCUUCUUUUUCUUCUUUUACCAGCUGAACUUUGCGAUGAACUUCUUUCUGUACGUUGCUUCAUCGUCAGCCACUCGUUUUCGAGCGAAUCUGAGAAAGGUUCUGCGUUUGAAGCAAAAGGAGGAUGAGUCCAUGUUUACCAGAGCACCACCAAAGACGAACUCGGUGAUGCCAUUAGAAGAGAGUGACAUGAAAUCGGGUCCGUCGGAAGAAAAACUUGACGACUGA